Messenger RNA from Penicillium waksmanii, 1812 nucleotides. RefSeq names its product integrase zinc binding domain-containing protein. The transcript is spliced from 5 exons. The record is from RefSeq and is a predicted model, not a curated record. Lineage: Eukaryota; Fungi; Ascomycota; Eurotiomycetes; Eurotiales; Aspergillaceae. Gene Ontology annotation, molecular function: aspartic-type endopeptidase activity. Gene Ontology annotation, biological process: proteolysis. The coding region runs from base 1 to 1812 and encodes 603 amino acids.
AUGAAAGUCGGUAAAAGACGCCAGUUAUACGGGGCUGCGGCUAUCGCAGUCGAGAAGAAAACGACGUCGUCUCCUCGCCGAAGCCGAGAAGCCGCAGCAAAUCCAAGAAAAUCUCCCGAACGGAGUCAUCAAGCGUGCAAUCAGACGUCACGCUCCCCCCCCCAAGACCUCCUCCGCGAAAUCGCCGUGGCAAUGAACCGAUCGCGCCUUAACAUCCAAACAACUAUCCCGUUCCGAACAACUUGGCGAGAGGCCAUCAAGGCCGUCGAAGCGUCACUGGGGAACCUCGAUGAAGAGUUCCUCGUAUUUCCCCCGGGACCCGGAAGUCAACGACGACAACUCCGGCAAGAAGCUCAAAAAUCCCCGCCGUCUGACUCGCCACUAGAACGGGGUGUCGGCCUCCCUAUCAAGUCGAGCAUCGACCUUCAGUCUUUACCGCGCCAACGGCCUCCGACGGAAGAGACUCGUCAGCUCCUCCGCAACAUGGCCCGCCAAAUCGCACGGGAAGACUUUCGCGAGCCCUUCUUACGACUGCAAGCCAACUUAACAGACAGCCACAUUCCUACCGUGCGUGGCGCCUUUUCUCUACAGGCACUAGAUGGAGACAUUGGUGAUGCUACGUGCGAGGUCGAGGCACAAAUGAUUUUCGAUACGGGGGCGAGCUACACCACGGUAGCAGAGGAACUGUUACCAGACAAUUUCCGGCAGUAUCUGCGGGACCCGAUCCAUGAUCCGUAUCGGUCAAGCAAUGGCGUGCUGACACCUAGGAGUGUCAUUAUUGCAAAGGGCCAAGAGAUUCCAGAACAAUUCUGGGGCGAGAUAACUGCGAGUGAGUUAAAGCGCCCAGGGCCUAUACAUUCCCCCGCCCCCCCAAUCUUCCUAAGCCGAGUGCUUACGCCAGCGGAGAAGAACUAUUACAGCACAGAGCUUGAGUUCUCUUGUAUGGUGUGGACGGUGCGUAAAUUACGAGCGUGGAUCGAAGCUGCUGAAGCACCUCCCAUCUUCUAUACUGACCACAUCGCGUUAAUCUACCUCGCAACAUCACUAUCGACAGCAUCACCGGACAGGCUUAAUCUGCGUCUGGUCCGAGGAUCACAAUACUUACAGCAAUUCCAUAUCCGUGUGUACCAUCGCGCAGGAUUGACAAACAAGAUUGCAGACGGUCUGUUACGCCUGCCGGCCACUGACCCAACUACGGAUGAUAAUGACUUAGAUGCGUUGCAUACCUAUUUCGCUGACAUUGAUGCAGAUACAAUGGUGUUCGUUACAUCUACUGUUGAGAUAAGCGACGACUUUCAAACCCGUCUGAAAGCAGCGUACCCGGAUGACCCAAGAUGGUCAAUGGUUAUCGCUGAGAUACAACGCAUCGAGGAGACCCCGGCCGAUGGUACGAAGCUCCCCUACGUUAUACGAGAUAGCCUCUUGUACUCAGUACAACAGGAAGAUAAUGAUCAGUGGCUAUACAUACCUGAUGUCGUGGCAACUAAGGUUUUCGAGAUGGUCCAUGACGAACAGGGACACCAGGGGCUGGACAGAUGCUGGACAAGGAUACACGGACUGGUCGUAUACAAGGGACACAGCAAGCUCAAGCGGCACAUAGCAACUUGCGGCCAAUGUCGUAAGAAUAAUAUCCAACGCCACCUACCUUACGGAACGCUCAACCCUAUUCUCUCGCCACCAAUCCCCUUCCACACAGUGACAAUCGACUUUGUAGUCGGACUUCCACUGACAACGACCGGAUUUGACGCAAUGACAACUAUUACCUACAAAUUCACCAAGAGGGUCACAGCAGAACCCGGCAAGUCGACGUAG